AUGCGGGUUGUCCUCAGAGUCCAGCGUCACUGGCGAGUGGUGACAGCCAGAAAGCGCUUUGCAAACCAGGCGGCGGUCUCCUACACUGGCUCUACUGCCAACAAACAGACCUUCUUGCUACAUUGGCAGGCCAAGUACAUCAUUGCCAAUAACUUGCCGGCCAACGAUUCACACUGGGACUCAGACGAUCCUGGAUGGUUGGGCAAAGCGUCCAUGUCGAAACGUCAUCGUUUUUUGAUUCGAAGAAAUCUUCACUGGCGCUGGUUCAACGCUUUAGUUUUCGGUAUGCUGGAUGACAACGAGAUGGUCUAUCCGGAGUGCCAUUGCUGCCCUGAUGCCUUGUCCGAAAUCAGGAUGAUGAAGGAAGCAGCAUUGACCUGGGUCAAGGGUGUUCGAGAAGUGGAAGGAUGGUCUGAGAACGUGGGGCUUUUCUUUCACGUCUACGGUCACAAUAGUGUGAACAGUCUGCAUAUGCACGUGGUGGAUUUGGACUUUGUGGGCCCGAGCUUUCACUGCCAAGAGUUCAAGAAUCUGUCGGUAGAUCAUGUGAUCCAAGUCUUGGAGGAGGACCGAACGGGAUUCCCAUCCAUUUCCCGACUGCACCGGUUCCCAGCAUUCCUCGGAUUCUUUCACGAUGAAACUUCAACAAAACCCCCCGAAAGAUCAGGACGCAGGAUUUGGAGUUCACAUUGGCACUGCUCAUCAGCAUCAUCGUCGUCAUCAUCACUGAUCACUGAUCAUCACUGA
Cladocopium goreaui is the source of this 747-nucleotide messenger RNA. The record is from the annotation of a GenBank genome assembly. NCBI's taxonomy places the organism in Eukaryota, Dinophyceae, Suessiales, Symbiodiniaceae.